Molecule: messenger RNA, 1951 nt
Organism: Uloborus diversus
Lineage: Eukaryota; Metazoa; Arthropoda; Arachnida; Araneae; Uloboridae
Exons: 5
Coding region: 1-1944 (647 amino acids)
Biological process (GO): transmembrane transport
Molecular function (GO): transmembrane transporter activity
Source: RefSeq, a predicted model, not a curated record
AUGAAUGGUCCUGACAGCGGUUAUGCCUGGUGUGUAGCUUUCGCAGCUUGUGUGAUCAAUUUCAUCAUGGCCGGACUUGGCAGGAUGUCCGGCAUUUUGUAUGUUGCUUUCAUAGACAUGUUCCAAAUUGAUCGAAGGGGAGCCUCCAUACCAUUUUCCAUCAGAUCCUCGGCGAGGAAUUUGCUCGGACCUGUGGUUGGUAUCUUGGGUCAGAAAUACAGCGUUCGUACCGUAGCCAUUACGGGCGGUGUGAUUGGCACCAUCAGCGGAGCCUGCUGCUUCUAUGCCGAUAAUAUGCUGUGGAUUAGUGUCCUAUGGGGAGGAAUAAAUGGAGUUGGAACGGCAAUGACCACAACGCUGAACCAAGUCGUAAUUGGACAAUACUUUAAAAAAUAUCGGACAACAGCAGCUGGAAUGGGAUUUUCAGGUGGAUGCGUUGGAUCCUUCAUUUUUCCUGUUCUUCUGGAGGAGUUGCUUCGAAGUUAUGGGAUCCAAGGAACCUUCCUCAUUAUGGCGGGAAUAAUAAUGCAUACUAUACCUGCAGCAAUGAUUCUUCGUAAGCCAUGGUGGGUGAAGAAAAGAAAUAAGGAGAAUAGAACGAAAGAACCAACUGGUGCUGGAAAUGGCAGACGAUUCAAUACAGAAUCAAUGAGAAGUGAUGAUGUCAUUUUCUCUGCUGACCUACCUUGUUUAGAUGAAUCUAAACCAGGACCGCACGUUCAGAUUGAAAAUUUGAAAAACCUAGUUGAUUUCGAAUUCUUGAGUCAAAAUAUUGACAUUAUUGCCGAUUUUCUUAAUGUAUCAGAAACACUGGAAAUGGAUAAACGGACGCAUGGGACACCUGUGGAAGUAAACGCUCACGUGAAUAAAGCAUUCGAACCAGAGCAAAGGAAAACGCAAGACGAUUUUGCCCUAGUUCUAGAGAUUUUAAAUAAUUACGUUGGAAAUGAUUGUUUAAUAGACAGAAAUAUUUCAGCAUUAUUCAGACAACAUCUUUUUAUGAAAAAAAAUGGUGCUUUUAACACGAAUGAAAAUAAUAGGCAUCAUGAACUGAAACAGGUUUUCAUGCAAAAGCUUAAAUUUCUUGCCAAUUUAGAACUGUCCCAAAUUUUAUCUCAUUUCUCACUUGAAAAGAACGAGCAUCUCUGUAGGUUGCUUACAGAAAUCAAAAAACUUCUCGUUCUGAAUGAUGAAGUCGAAAAGUCGGCGCUUAAAGAACCAUCAGUAACAAUUGGAAAGUUAAAGCAAAUGGCAGUUCUAGACGAGUCCAAUUCCAAAGAGAAUUCAGCCAAAAAUAAAAACGAAACGUCCACUUCUUACUCCACCUUACUAAAAGCAGCUCUGAAGCUGCAUACGAAGCCUAUAUUUCUACUGAUAUGUUUUUGCAGAUGUGUUCAUUUCCUUACUUUCGUACCAGUGGUGGCUUUCAUAGUAGAUUUCACUAUGGACAAAGGCCUCAAAGAAGAGGACGGAAAGUAUGUGAUAGCAGCUCUAUCACUUGGUGACUUGCUGGGGCGCAUAGGUCUAGGGUGGCUAACUGAUAGAAACUACAUAAAGUUACCAAGGUACAUGUUAUUGGUAAUGCUUCUGCAAGGGUGUUGUACUGCCGUUAUGCCAUUCGUUAACACAAAGCCCGCACUGUUUCCGCUUCUGUGUGUGUUUGGACUUCUUCAGGGAUCUCUGUUUGUCAGGCAUCCUGUGUUGGUCAAUAAAUACAUCGACAGUAAUGAACAGUCAAUUGCUAUGGGUUGUAUGAAUUUUUUCUCUGGACUGCUGGGAUUCGCAUUGCCAAGUUAUAUUGGAUACUUUCGGGACAAAGUAGGUUCUUACGAUGGAAUGUUCUAUAUCAACAGCGUCAUUGGCACCGCAAUUGGACUGCUCUGGAUUCUGGAACCUUACUUGGUCAAAUUAUCUUCCGUCGGAAGAACUGAGCAUGAGCUGUAGCCGAAAA